Messenger RNA from Amphiprion ocellaris (clown anemonefish), 5708 nucleotides. RefSeq names its product transmembrane protein 63C (gene tmem63c). The record is from RefSeq and is a predicted model, not a curated record. Gene Ontology annotation, cellular component: plasma membrane. Gene Ontology annotation, molecular function: calcium-activated cation channel activity. The transcript is spliced from 23 exons. The coding region runs from base 156 to 2678 and encodes 840 amino acids. NCBI's taxonomy places the organism in Eukaryota, Metazoa, Chordata, Actinopteri, Pomacentridae.
CCACAGUCAGCCUACAUCCUCCAGCAUCCUGCCUGGUGCUGCAGGUGGAAAGGAAGAGUUUCACUGUUGACAUCAGCAGCGUGCAAAGUGAGUUACUCGUGCGAAGCAGGAAGAGGAAAGGCUCAGUGAGUCGAUGAAGGUGUGGUCCAGCACUGAUGGCGCAGUCUGAGCUGUUUGUGGCGAGAGCGCCCCCUGUGGAGGCCCGGCCGGUGGAGCUGGAUGUUCUGGGCUUCCUGGAAUCGUUUGGGGAGGAGAACAGCACAGCUGAGAGAUGUUACCGCUCACACUCUCGCAGCAGCGUCCUCCAGGGGCUGCCGUUCGGUGGAGUUCCCACAGUCCUGGCCAUCAACGUGGUGCUCUGGAUGUUUUUGCUGCUCAUCUUUUCCUGUCUGAGGAAGGCUGCAUGGGACUACGGCCGCCUGGCUCUGCUGAUGGAGAAUGACAGUCUCACAUCCCUGUUUUAUGGAGAACCAAGUGAGAAAGAGAAAUCUCCUUCAGAAUCCAGCCCCUCUGACUCAGAGACCAAGGACAUGGGCUUCUGCUCGUGGCUCUCAUCUCUUUACCAUAUGAAGGAUGAGGAGAUCCGUAGCAAAUGUGGCAUCGAUGCCGUCACAUACCUGUCCUUCCAGCGCCACAUCAUCCUGCUCAUGACCGUGGUUUCCUUGCUGUCUUUGGCCGUGAUCCUGCCGGUCAACUUUUCCGGGAACCUCCUGGGAGACAGUCCUGAAAACUUUGGAAGAACAACACUGGCUAAUGUUAGUGCAAAGGACAGCUUUCUGUGGCUGCACAGCAUCUUUGCUCUGGUGUACUUCAUCAUCACAUUGCUGUGUAUGGCUCAUCACUCAAUACGUCUGGAGUAUAGAGAAGAUGAGAAGGUCGCCAGAACACUGAUGAUUACCUCCAUACCGAGGGAGAUCUCUGACCCAGGACUCAUCACCAAACACUUCCAUGAGGCCUACCCCAGCUGCACUGUCACUGACAUCAGUUUCUGCUUUAACGUCCACAAGCUCAUGAGGCUGGACCUGGAGAGGCGCAAGGCGAUGAAAGGCAGGCUGUAUUUUGCUUCAAAGGCCCAAAAGGAGGGCAAGAUCAUGAUCAAGACUCACCCAUGUGCUCAGAUAUUCUGCUGCGACAUAUGCGGUUUUGAAAAGGUGGAUGCAGAACAGUACUACAGCGAAUUAGAAGAGAAGCGAACAGAUGAGUUCAAUGCCGAGAAGAACCGUAUCACCAUGAAGAGGCUGGGCAUCGCAUUUGUGACUUUUCGUGAUGAGAGGAUGACUGCAGUCAUUGUGAAGGACUAUAGCCGUGUGCACUGUCGGCGCAGACCCCAGCAGUCCAGCAUCACUACUGUGGUGCAGUCACAUAAAUGGGGUGUCAGCUAUGCACCUGCUCCCAGUGACAUCAUCUGGGAAAACCUGUCAGUGUGUGGAUCUCGCUGGUGGCUGCGCUGCGUCCUCCUCAACAUCCUGCUCUUCCUGCUACUCUUCUUCCUCACCACUCCCGCCAUCAUCGUCAACACCAUGGACAAGUUCAACGUCACAAGGCCUGUGGAGAGUCUGAGGAGCCCAGUCAUUACCCAGUUCUUCCCAACCCUCCUGCUGUGGGCGUUCUCGGUGCUCCUGCCCUUCAUCGUCUACUACUCCGCCUUCUUCGAGUCCCACUGGACCAGAUCUGGUGAGAACCAAGUGACAAUGCACAAGUGUUUUUUACUGCUGGUCUUCAUGGUCAUCAUCCUGCCCUCACUUGGUCUGUCCAGUCUUGACCUCUUCUUCACCUGGCUCUUUGAUGUCCACUUCUUGGAUGAGAAGGAUGUCAAAUUCCAGUGUGUGUUUCUCCCUGACAACGGUGCAUUUUUUGUGAACUACGUGAUCACGUCCAGUCUGAUCGGCACAUCUAUGGAGCUGCUUCGCAUCCCGGCGCUCACAGUAUACGCCCUCCGCCUCUGCUUUGCGAAGUCCCAGGCUGAGCGGAUUCAUGUCAAACGGAGUCAAGCGUACGAGUUCCAGUUCGGCCUGGAGUACGCGUGGACUAUGUGCAUCUUCGCUGUCAGUAUGACCUACAGCAUCACGUGUCCCAUCAUUACACCCUUUGGUCUUCUCUAUGUGAUUCUGAAGCACAUGGUUGACCGAUACAACAUCUACUAUGCAUACGUUCCCACCAAACUCAACCAGCGGAUCCACCGAGCGGCCAUCAGCCAGGUGAUCGUGGCUCCAAUCCUCUGCAUGUUCUGGCUGCUCUUCUUCUCUGUGCUCAGAUUAGGUCCAGUACAUCCCAUCACCCUUUUCACCUUAGCAUCCCUGAUCGCUUGUAUCGCCUGUUACCUCUUCCGCUUGUGCCUUAGGAAGCAACCAGACAAGUCAACGAGCUACCAGAUGUCUGAUCAGCCAACAGAGGGGACGUUCCCUGAUGCAGACAGGAGUACUGUGACAUCCACCACCGCCUCCAGUCUGUUUGUGGCGUCUGUGUUGCUGGAGCCAGAGCUGGCUUUGACUCCGAUGCCCUCCCCGGCCCACCACAGCUAUGGCGCCAUGGCCAGCUCCCAGAGUUCAAGCCACGGCCCAGUGGAGGAAGAGGAGGGCGGGGAAGACCACGCCCAGACCCAUGAGACUGAGCUGCAAGACCCCCCGGACCCCUACUGCUCCAGCCCCCUCAUGGACAGUCCUGUGGGCUACCAGUAACACCAAAAUCCACCCCCCCUCCAAACUGAUUUCCACGUGUCCUUCAGCUGGGGGACACAGAUUACUAAAUGUCACAAUGCUGCGUUUUCACGACUGACCUCAGACUCCAACUUUGCUGCCACGGACCUUGAGACUAGAUUGUGCUUAUCAGGAAGGAUGAAGAACCCAAAGAGGAAAGGAGCAGAAUCCAUGUAAACAUAAUUAAACAGACAUAACACCUGUUUUAAGGACACAAACAUCAGUCUGAACAGAAGAUAACAUCAAGCUAAAUGUACAGAUUAUUUAGGCUAAAGGAUGAGCUCCUUCUUGAAAGAGAAUCUAUCUUCUUCUGUGGCUUCGUUUGCAAGUUAAAAAGGUUGCAAGUAAUGAGAGCGACUGGGGUGGAAUCGCCUGUGGGUUGCUAUCAGAGAGAGACUCUUGGACACGAGUGGAGGUGAAAGUUCCCAUGGGAGUGGGUGGUGUGAGCAGGCUUGCCCCGGCAGACUGACAGAGUGGUCUGGGCACGGGUGAUAUCUGGUUCCUCUGCGGCAGAGCUCGGCGAGGCUGAGGGUGAGGGCAGCUAGUUGUGAAACCAUCUGCAGUGAGAGAGCAGACAGACGGAGGGCCGAAUGUAACUCAGAGAUGUACUGUAAUGUAUGUACACUCUCUGCACGGAGGCACAAGCAGCUCGGCUGAACCCGGAGCUCGUUGUAAUCUAGUAACAAUUUAAGGUUUGCUAUUUUUGCUACGUUAUUUUUGGUGUCGUUGAUAUUGUGCUUUGGGUCGGGGGAGAAGGGGGCACUGGAGAUUAGUCAAAGAGCUGUCCCAUGUUAAUCAUGAUGUUAGAUAAUUAUGCUGUUUUGACUGUGUACAUGAUCCAACCGGAUUAUUUUUUAAGUUUGGAAAUUCACUUUCUUGUCCAGAGCUUGGUAAAAAGACUGAUAGCACUCACAUGUCCGUACAAUAGAUAUAUCAAUAUUUUAGCUUUACAUCACAAUAGUAUCAAUCUUUUCAUCUCACUCUAGGCAAAAAAAACAUAUAUAUAUUUAGGAAAAUGAGCAACUAUUCAUCUAAUUUCCUACAAGCUACUAGAAAAAUAAAAGCACAUCUUGGAAUUACAACAUUUUAAAAAUAUGCCAUGCAGUCUACUUUCUCUCACUGCAGGUAAAAAAUAUCUAGAAGAAUUUAUUAAUUUUGCUAAUUAUGUGAAAUAAUAAUGCUAACUGCAGCCCCUGUGUUACAAUUAAAGCCAUUAUAUUUACAUAUUUUAGUUGUGAAAGAUGUAUAAAAAAAAAAAAAAAAUCAAGAAAAAUGUUACCACGAUGGCUUAAAAUCAUUUUUUUUUUGUAUAAAUUUGUUUAGAUGUUGGUCUAAUAUUUCUGUGGUAAAAAUCAUUUUUGUUAUGUUACAGACACACAUAAACAGUAAAAUUAAAGCAUACUGUCCUGUCUGACACUCUGCUGCAUGUACAUUAUGUUGUAUAACUGACGUAUGCAUUUAUGUCCUUACACUUUACAUCUGACAUGAGCUCAACUCACUGAUUUACAGACAGGUUUUGUAUUAUGGGAUAAUUUUUUGUCUCUCAUGGUGGGUAAACGUUUUUCUCAUAGAAGUGAAUGUUAACUGACUGUAGUCUGUUAUUCAUGUCCUUUGCUGUGCCUUGAAGAAACUCCCCCCUUUUUGUGUGACAAUCCAGCAUGGCCUAAAAUAUGCUGCAUGGACUGAAAACUACGGGGAAAACAAUGAAGAGUUGAAAACACAACAACAAAAACAGAGUGGUUUCCAUUCAUUUAGAGUAAAGCAGCGGGAUCCUUCAACUAACAUAUAAACAAAACAUAUCCGCAUCGACAUAAAGGUUUGCUCUGUUGUCAUCGGCCUGCAACUUCUUAAACGUUUCCAAUUUCCUGUGCACUUGUAAUCCAUCUGGAAUUUUAAAUAUAGAGUUUCAUCUUCUACAGAUCAGUGACGGCUGAGCAAACCUCAUCUGUUUAUGAAGUGAACAGAACAAGUGAAUGUUAAUGAGAUCACUGGUUUCAACAUCAAGAAUGAAAUGUCCAGCUCAACGCUAACUUUGUGUCUUUGUAUCAUAGCAUUUAUAUUGCUUUUUAAAGAUGUUUUGUAUCGUGGCCUUGUCUUUGCCUUGUGUUGAUUUCAAUCAGUAUCUUUUCAGUUACAGAUCAUGUACUGUGUAUGGCUGAGCUCUCUGUAGAGGAUAAAAAUACCUUUAAAAGUUGAUCAUUCAGCAUCGCACCUUUGAUUUUAACACUUUUAAUUAUCAGACACUACUUCUCUCUCAGAAGCUUCUCGUUGUUCAGUAAAGUUGACCUUUAAUGCAUUUUGUGUUCUGUCUGAGAAACUGUGCUAUGAUAUGCUGUGCUACUUUACGUCCUUUUAUAAAGUUGAUGGCAUAUGAUUUCAUGAAAUGAAAUGUAUUUUGCUCCAUUUUAUAAGGAAUCUAAUUGUAGUUCCUCAUGCCGUGUAAAAGAGAUGAAAGCUGGCAGCAGAGAGAGAGAGUAUGAAGUGGUCAGUGCUGAGAAUCAUGAUGUAAAAUCUAUUUGGGAAAAAAAAAACAUCAAAGACCAUCUCAAAAUUUCUGUCUCUCAACUGCCAACAUGUCCCCUGGGUUUCUCUUCCAGAAGCUUGUUUCACAGAUCAUUAAACACACUUUCCUUUGAAAAACGCAAAAUAAAACUUAUUAGGGUAUUCUUAGCUCUAAUGGCCAUGUGAAGACGGAUUGUCCAUUUCCAUGCUUAACUAGUUUUAUUGUAUCCUGACAUGUCUUUUCAUAUGCAGUUGCCUUGCAUAUCCGAGGUCAAAAGCUUUCCAGACGUGCCCACUCACUUUUAUUUUAUUUUCUUUUUUGCUCUUGUGUAUCAUAAGGACAUGAUCUCAAAUUUAAGCAGGCUGUAAGUGUGGGUUGUUGUAUCCCCAAGAAGGUUGAGGCUAAGGGACAGACUGCAUUUACGAUUGAUCUCUGUCAGGCUAAUGACUUUUCAUCUGUCAAAAGUGAAGUGCUGUGAUCUGAAAUUAAAAUUAAUUCAGCUCAAUCCA